Molecule: messenger RNA, 1298 nt
Organism: Pseudophryne corroboree (corroboree frog)
Lineage: Eukaryota; Metazoa; Chordata; Amphibia; Anura; Myobatrachidae
Gene: ACOT8
Product: acyl-CoA thioesterase 8
Exons: 6
Coding region: 177-1130 (317 amino acids)
Biological process (GO): acyl-CoA metabolic process; fatty acid catabolic process
Cellular component (GO): peroxisomal matrix
Molecular function (GO): fatty acyl-CoA hydrolase activity
Source: RefSeq, a predicted model, not a curated record
GUAGCGGUAACAUUAUAGCAAGCCAAUCACAUCGCGACAAGCACGGCGUUGGCAUUGCGUCACUUCCGGCUCCUGUACGCCGCUCGGAUAGGGGAGGGGGCUCACUGGGUUUCACUUAGCACCAUGUUUGCGGCCAAAGGUCAUCAGGGGGCCCUCGCAGUCACGUGACUGGGAAGAUGGCGGCGUCCUUGCAACCAGAUGACAAACCGGCACCAGAAAACACGAAUCCGCAGGAUCUGAGGAGUGUGUUGGUCACUAGUGUCCUGAAUUUGGAACCGCUAGACAAAGACCUUUUCAGAGGUUCUCAUCACUGGGUACCCACCACACAAAGACUCUUCGGUGGUCAGAUCGUUGGACAAGCAUUAGUGGCAGCAGCUAGCUCUGUGAAUGAUGAAGAGCACGUCCACUCCUUACACUGCUAUUUUGUGCGAGCAGGGGACUCCAAGGUUCCAGUGUUGUACCAAGUGGAAAGAACCAGGGAUGGGCAAAGUUUCAGUGUGCGUUCUGUGAAGGCCAUACAGAAUGGAGUACCAAUCCUGAUAUGUCAGGCUUCCUUCCAUCGCUUCCAAGAAAGCCCGAUGAAGCAUCAGUACACAAUGCCAACUGUGCCUCCACCAGAGGAGCUGCUCACCAUGGAGGAGCUUAUACACAAAUACUUAAAGGACCCUGCACUGGUGGAUAAGCACAGAUUAGGCCUGAAUAAAAUCUUGGCACAAGAUGUUCCCAUAGAGAUAAAACCUAUUAACCCACCAGAUAUGUUCCAUCGCAUGCCACAGGAACCACGGAAGAUGUUCUGGGUGCGAGCCAAAGGAUUUAUAGGUCCUGGUGACAUGCGAUUGCACUGCUGUGUAGCUGCCUAUAUUUCAGAUUAUUCCUUCUUGGAAACAGCACAGCUGCCUCAUCUUCAGUACAGAAUGAAAUUCCUCGCUUCUCUUGACCAUUCCAUGUGGUUCCAUGCUUCCUUCAGGGCUGAUGAAUGGAUGCUUUAUGAAUGUGAAAGCCACUGGGCAGGCAACUCCCGUGGACUAGUACAUGGGCGCUUAUGGAGACGAGACGGGGUCCUUGCAGUUACAUGUGCGCAGGAAGGCGUUUUCCGUGUGAGGCAAGGUACUACCGCCAGUAGGCUGUGAAGACUUGCAGAGCAGCCCAAUCAAUACAGACUUCUGAUCUCUGAUUCAUGAUGUGGUUAUUGCAUUCCAGAUCUGUAACCUCUCAUGCAGCUUCAUAAUUUAUACUGUCAUUCUUCACAUGCAACAGUUGAAAAUAAUUACAACAAAUAAAAGCAUUAUUUAAUUAUU